Serpula lacrymans var. lacrymans S7.9 is the source of this 1901-nucleotide messenger RNA. RefSeq lists its product as uncharacterized. The transcript is spliced from 5 exons. Gene Ontology annotation, molecular function: protein binding. The coding region runs from base 212 to 1804 and encodes 530 amino acids. Lineage: Eukaryota; Fungi; Basidiomycota; Agaricomycetes; Boletales; Serpulaceae. The record is from RefSeq and is a predicted model, not a curated record.
GCACACCUUUUGCAGUUUCAGACCACUCCGAGUCACUCCUUGUUCCUCUAUCCUGUAUUUUAGUUCAGCCUUCCCAGUGCAGUGCUUUCCUAACCAUAUAUUCCUGAACUUUGGCAUAACCUAUCCGUUGUACUGCCAGCAAACGAGUUGCAAGUGUACUUAUACCCAUAAGGAUACUUGCAGACUGGUGACUGGCUUCUACUUGUAUACCAUGACUGUAGCUUUACUCCAGCUCCCGCUCGAGUUGUUAUGCCAUGCCUUGAUAUUCUUGCCCUCUCGCGAUAUCUUGCGUGUAUCUGUGACAUGUAAAUACUUCAAGGCCGCUGUCGACAACUCCCCACGCCUACAGUAUAUCCUAGACCUCGCUUUUUAUCAAAUGGUCUCAGCAAAAUCUUUGGAGUCUGGAUCCUUCAUAUCGACGCGCAGCAACCUUCUGCGGGGCCGCGAACAUGCGUGGAAGCACAUGAAGUAUAAGAAGAAGUGCACUCUUCCAAUACCUCAAACAGGCCAUGUUUACGAAUUCGCUGGUGGGAUCUACGGAAAUGCAACUGGUAGCUUGAUCCAUUUUGUGAAACUUCCCACUGCAGAGAAUAUGCAAUCUAUGCGUGGCUGGACCCAUCCCACCACAUCGUGGAUACUGGUUGAUUUUACAUUCUCUCCAGCUGACGAUCUCCUCGUCGUUGUGGCACACCCAGAGUCAGAGGAAGCGCAUGCGUAUGAUAUCCAUCUGAGAACUUUAUCGACAAACGAAGCCCAUCCUCGUGCUGCAUCGUCGACGCUGCACUCCAUCAACAGGUCACUAAUCUCCCAUGAAUUCUCCGAGCCAGCGAGUGCUAUAAAGGUUCAAGUCGUUGGAGACUUCGUCGCCCUCCUUUGUCGAGAUGUAUUGCUCCCUACUUACGAGCUUGGUGCUUCUCUACAAAUUUGGAAUUGGACGGAAAAACGGGAAACAAAAAUUACAAAAACGUUUCUAGAUGGCAUCGAUGACUUUUCCUUCCUUUCGAACAACGCAUUCCUUGUUCUCACUGUCAUUGGAAUAAUCGAACUGUAUACCUUUCCUGAAGAUCUUUCAGGGCCUCCUAAAUGUACCGGGAGAUAUGCGCUACCCGAACUGAAGCAGGAGUACAUUUACUCAUGCACUUUCAUGAGCGGUAAUCCUACGCCAGGAUCUGGGGUUCCUUGCUCCGGAGGCGGCCAACUCGAAGAUGGUCAGCUGUUCCAACCUGACCCCGAUAAACAACUUCUCGUCUUUUUUGUCUCCAUCAUCUCCCAAUCUGACAUGGAAGAAGCCCAGAGCUUCAUCUUUUUCGUCGACCUCGUACAUUUUUUCCAGCAAAAUACUGUGACUAAAAUCCUGCUGGCCGACCCUGAGCUGGAAAAUAUGCCUGUCCCGUGGUCAGUCUGGGGUCUCGAGCACACGCGUUGGUUCCCCGAGAGCGAGGCAACGGACUGGCAACACGCUCUUUAUGGGUACAAAGCCGUUGAAACGAUCAACUGCGAUCCGACGAAUCAGCUCUCGCAGGAGCCCCGAAGGUUACGAAUUCGGGAUUUUAACCCAAAUGUUCUGAAGGAUAAUCAAAGAGAAAAUAAUAGUGGUUGGAAGGGGCACAUAGUGACGGGUUCGCUCGUGGAUGGAACCAAUUUGCCCUUUGCGGAGCCUCUAGGUGCCGGUCUACCUUACAGGGAGAUUGUUAGUGAGGAAAAAUUUAACGUUACCGAAGUAAUGAUGGAUGAUUGUAGGAUUCUGUUGUUGAAGCGCGAGGCAGGGGGAGAGCUCAAGAGUAUAGACGUUCUGAUGAUGUAGUAAGGAGGAAAUACAAUGAAUUGGGUCUGUGUUAAAAGAUAGCGCUGUAGCCAUAAAUACUCUACAUGAGAAAAACAAGAUGAAAUCCACACUAAUA